AUGCGCAUCUUUUCCUUCCCUCAAGCUAUUACUCUAGUUUUGCUGGCUUUGCUACCGGCUGUUCUGGGCUCGCCGAUUCUGCGUAAGAGGACGAAGGGCGUCUUCUUGGGUCUUAAUACCGAUUUUCCAGAUCCCAGUUUCUUGAAAGCUGCUGAUGGGGUUUGGUAUGCUUUCGGCACUAAUGGAAAUGGACACCGUAUUCAAGUUGCACGUUCUGAGGACUUUUCUUCGUGGACUUUGUUGGAUAUUGAGGCUCUCCCUACACUCUCGUCUUGGGAAACUGAGAAUAAUCACUAUGCACCGGAUGUGAUUCUGCGAGCUGAUGGCAAGUAUGUUAUGUACUAUGCUGGUGAAGCUAAAGCGAAACUUGACCACCACUGCAUUGGCACUGCUGUUGCCGAUCUGCCUACGGGCCCGUAUGUGCCUAGUGAUACACCCCUCUCAUGCAGACUCGAUCAAGGCGGCUCUAUCGACGCAGCAGGCUUUCUAGACAAAGAUGGCUCUCGCUACGUCGUUUUCAAAGUAGAUGGCAACAGUAUUGGCCAUGGAGGUGACUGCAACAAUGCUGUCGAUCCCCUCGUCGGCACACCAAUCAUGCUCCAAAAGGUCGAAGCGGACGGCAUCACGCCAAUCGGCGACGCAGUCCAAAUCUUAGACCGUAACACUGCUGACGGCGACGGACCACUCGUCGAGGCGCCUAGUCUGCUUUUGCAUGGUGAUACCUACUUCCUCUUCUACUCGACACAUUGCUUUACCGAUUCCACCUAUGAUGUGCGGUAUGCCACUUCUAAGAGCAUUACGGGCCCUUUCACCAAGAACAAUGAGGAGUUUAUCAAGACUGGUGAUUAUGGUCUUACUUCACCUGGUGGUGGGACUGUUUGUGGUUGUGGUGAUCGCAUGUUGCUUCAUGGUUGGUGUAAUGAGGCUAAGACUGAACGCUGCAUGUAUGUGGCGGAUCUGAAUCUUAGUGGGACUGUUGCUACUAUCCUUUGA
Penicillium taxi is the source of this 993-nucleotide messenger RNA. Its product is annotated as glycoside hydrolase family 43 protein. The transcript has 3 exons. The record is from RefSeq and is a predicted model, not a curated record. Bases 1 to 993 code for a protein of 330 amino acids. Gene Ontology annotation, molecular function: hydrolase activity, hydrolyzing O-glycosyl compounds. NCBI's taxonomy places the organism in Eukaryota, Fungi, Ascomycota, Eurotiomycetes, Eurotiales, Aspergillaceae. Gene Ontology annotation, biological process: carbohydrate metabolic process.